AUGCUGGGCCUGGGUCUGCCUGCCAACAGCCUCCUUAAGGAAUGCAGCAGCUACGACACGGUCGGCAACGGGUACUUCAGCCUGACCAUUCAUGCCAUUCCUGCCAGAUGGAGACGCCUGGCUGUGAUCACCAGCGCAUUCCACAUGCCGCGAGCGCGUGCCAUAUUUGACACGACCUACGGCCUGGCGACCAGGUCCCUUCUCGGCGGCCCCUUUGCGCUGUCCUACCACGAGGCCAGCGACGAGGGCCUGUUUGACCCCGAGGUGCUGGCCACCCGCGUCGCCAAGGAGCAGGCUGCUGUCGCAACCUGGCAGAGGGACACCUCGGCCUUUGCCCGCCUGGCGGACCUGCAUGCCUGGCUGCAUGCCACGCACCUCUGCUAUGCAGUCUACCGUCAGCACGAGGUGGCUGCCAAGGACGACCCCAAACUGGCAGCCACAUACUGA
Auxenochlorella protothecoides is the source of this 447-nucleotide messenger RNA. RefSeq lists its product as hypothetical. NCBI's taxonomy places the organism in Eukaryota, Viridiplantae, Chlorophyta, Trebouxiophyceae, Chlorellales, Chlorellaceae. The record is from RefSeq and is a predicted model, not a curated record. The transcript has 3 exons. Gene Ontology annotation, cellular component: plasma membrane. The coding region runs from base 1 to 447 and encodes 148 amino acids.